Messenger RNA from Haliotis rufescens (red abalone), 3145 nucleotides. RefSeq lists its product as uncharacterized. Gene Ontology annotation, molecular function: protein binding; zinc ion binding. NCBI's taxonomy places the organism in Eukaryota, Metazoa, Mollusca, Gastropoda, Lepetellida, Haliotidae. The record is from RefSeq and is a predicted model, not a curated record. The coding region runs from base 1 to 2010 and encodes 669 amino acids. The transcript has 3 exons.
AUGUGUGUCAACAAUAAGGGCAACAUACUUGUUUUUGACCGGGGGAAGACGUCUGUGACGUCAGAGGGGGAUGUUGUUGGGAGAUACGCUCCUACUGGAGACAGAGCACUCAGCCCUCAUGGUAUUUCAACUACUCCAACAGGAGACAUCCUGCUUGCAGACAGCCACAAGGUGAUACGACUGACAGAGACAGGGGAUUAUGUCACAGAUCAUCAGGACAUUGGCUGUGAUCCAUGGAUGGCGACGUCACGAGCUGAGAAGGUUACAGAAUUCCUCACUUGUGUGAUCUGCCAGGAACUGUACACAGACCCCUGUACACUGAGGUGUGAUCACACAUUCUGCAGGAAAUGUGUCACAGGAUACCUACGAACCAGACCAGAUGCUGUACAGUCCAAGACGAUACCCUGUCCCUUCUGUCGACAAGAUACCAAGGUCCCCCACAGAAGCCGGCCAGUGGAGGAGUGGGCGGGGCAGAUCAAACCCAGCAUCAUUAUACAGGGACUGAUUGACACACAAGCUGGUGUUGUCAAAACAGGAGAGGUCAAGGUGAAAAGGAGACGCAAGGUCGUGUGCAGGGAACACAAGGAUAAAGUUAUGAAGCUUGUCUGUAAAGACUGUCACAAAGCUGUGUGUCAGACAUGUUGUGUUAUUUACCAUAGGAAAUGUGAGUCUGUCGUGACCAUAGAGUCAAUGUUGCCAACAAUGAAAUACCAUCUAAGAAGGCAUGUUAAACAGUUGUCAAAGAAAAUGCACAGAAACGAAACAAUUGUUAAGAAAACAGACCAGAAACUUAGCGGAAUUGAGAAAAACAAAAUAGCAGUAGAAAAUCACAUUAAAUCUGCUGUUGAGAGAGCCAUAGCCAAUAUCAAGCAGAAAGGAAAAAGGCUGAUGAAUGAAUUCAAGCAUAUUACAGACAAACAAACUAAGGAACUUAAAGCAGAUGUAAAACUUGACGAGAUUGAGAUGCAGAUGUACAGACAACAUUCUGAGUUCGUUGACCGGGCCUUGGUAUCGGACUGUGAGAUGGACCUGUAUGACGCGUAUCAGGCCUGGGAGUCGGGGACUGUAGAGUUGGGGGAUGUCAGGGACACAGACACAGCAGACACACGGAGAAUAGAUGACAUCAGGUUUACACCUGACACUGACAACGUCCAGCACAUCCUAGAUGACCUACAGCUGGGGAAGAUUGACGUCACAUACCAGGAUCAGGGCACAUGUCCACUGCUGGUUGACGUGAUAGAUGGGAGGAUGGAGGGUGAUGAAGCGACGCUUUCUCUACGUGACGUCACAGUCCUGGUUGUAAAUGGUAUACAGACAGUUGUAGUCACUGACAUGGACAACAAGUGUGUGAAAUCCGUCUACACUAGAAACAAUCAACUAUGCCACAGCAAACUUCCCCUGGAUAACGUUCCCUAUUGUGUAACACAGUUGAAGGAGAACCAGGUGAAGAUUGCUGUCCCUGACUCCCGUCAGAUUGUAACAGUAGAAGUGACCCCUGACCUGGUGCUGCUCUCUACCAUCACAACACGCAAGGGGUACGUCAGUCUCGCUGUUCUGAGUCCUUCAUCUCUAGCAGCAGGUACUUUUGACUGUGUUGAUAUCCUGGAUAUGGCGGGACACGUGCUGAGGUCAGUUACAACACACAACAAGCAGAAACUGUUUGCCUACCCCUGGUACAUGUGUGUCAACAACAAGGGCAACAUACUCGUGUCUGACUUUGAGAAGAUGUCCGUGACAUGUCUGACGUCAGAGGGGGAUGUUGUGUGGAGAUACGCCCCUACUGGAGACAGAGAACUCUUCCCGUAUGGUAUUUCAACUACUCCAACAGGAGACAUCCUGGUUGCAGGCACUACCAAGGUGAUACGGCUAACAAUGACAGGGGAUUAUGUCACAGAUCAUCAGGACAUUGGCUGUGUUCCAUGGGGAUUGUAUGUAGAUAGACAUGACACACUGUAUGUUUGUUGGGCAGGUCAGAUACACGAAGUGAACUUCAUGUGGUCAUAUCAAUAAUUGCAUGAUUUUACUCAUCACUAUCACUGGUGUUAAAUUCACUAUAACAACUCAAAAUGGACUCUUCCGAUUGGGGUGUGAAUGAGACAUUAUGUCCACAGCAUUACACAUCACAUUAUGUGUUUAGCAACCUGGUUCUCUUUCUUUAAUCGCCUCUGUGUUCCAGUAACUACGGUGUCGGCCGGGAAGGCGAACUGCCCGUGGCGUGAUCCCAAUCAGCUCAAGAGAUACCAAUACUUCACUCUGUUCUUAGUAGAUAUGAUAUAGUUUACUUGUUAUUGAAGUGCUCACAUGACUACUUGGACCUAUGGAUGGCCACUUGAUAUAUUGUUUAAUGACACUAACGAGUUCCCAACUCUUGAGACCAUCAGCGGGUUCCCGGGUCGGGUUGGUUACCCGGGCUGUAGAUUUGGACUCGUCCCAGCUCCAGUCAGUAUCAUGUAAGGUGCGUGGUCCAUUGCACCGUGGUCAUAGAUUGUAUUCACUUCACUAGAUAGUAGAUAGGGUGUUCCAUGUAGGAUGUUUGUGAUGUCAUGAAGUUUGUUUUGUGGAACGUUAUGGUGAGCCACUUAAUAACAAAUAGCUCCUGCAUUAUACGGAGGAACACUUCUACAAUUGUGUAAUUGUGUCCAUAUCUUUAAUGAUUAUAAUAGUGUUGUAGGUAUAGUACAUUUCAUUGUUAAAUUGUCAAAACAUAAACUGUAAGUGAUUCCAUGUUAUUGUUUGGCUAAAAAAAAAAAAAAAAAUUUUUGUGUGUCAGCUCCAUAAUCAGAGACCUAAAUAGAUUUAGUUUACUCUGCAUAAACUGAACAAACAUUAGGCCACGCACACCCUCGGAUUUGUUUCAUGACUGGCUGAUAAUAGAGUUGGCAGAUCUUGUGUUGCACUAUUGCGCUGUACAGUGUCAUAUUUUGAAUCGUCUACUCUUUGUUUGUGUUAAUGACUUAAUAGACAGCCUUUGAAGUUGUUAUUGUUUGACUUGUAAAAUGUGUUUAUGUGCUUAGAGUGGUAUGCACACUUUGCGUUUUGUACGCAGAUAAACGCAUGGUAUGCCUUUACACAAUAACUAUUGUUAAAUAAAUUCUGAAAUAAAUAAAUUGCAAGUGAGUCCGCUGCAUUAGAUUUAACCUAAAAU